GUCAUCUCUGCUCUCGUGCUUAGGAUUUCCAAUUUAUUCUGGUUUGGGUCAAGCACACAGGACCCUUUGGAAUUCUUCGAGUCCACAAGGGCCGAAGCCUGCAUCCCUCUCCCGAAAAGCGGUGGCCACAUCCUUGUGACCGAAGGCAGAAACCCUUGCUCUCGGGAAUCGAAUAGGAAGAGAUCUGGUGGGAGACGCGAGAAAGAGUAGGGAGCGAACGUCGACGAUGCGGAUCUGUGCGAUGAUCCUGCGGCCCACCGCGGCGCGGCUGCUGUGCUCUGUGCUUCUCCUCAUCUCCCUGCUGCCGCCCGGCGCGACGGCGGUGUGGUUGAACCUGCCCGCGUCGGGGACCAAGUGCGUGUCGGAGGAGAUCCAGCCCCACGUCGUCGUGCUCGCCGACUACGCCGUCAUCUCGGAGGACCACACCCGCGGAAUCCCCACUCUCUCCGUUAAGGUGACAUCACCAUAUGGAAACACUCUUCAUCACCAAGAAAAUGCUACUGUAGGUCAGUUUGCAUUCACAACCACAGAGGCUGGCAACUACCUAGCAUGUUUCUGGAUGGAUGGUGGUGAUAAAGGUGUAGGUGCAAGUGUUAGCCUCGACUGGAAGAUUGGUAUUGCAGCAAAGGACUGGGAUUCAGUUGCUAGGAAAGAAAAAAUUGAGGGUGUUGAGCUUGAGCUAAGGAAAUUAGAAGCUGCUGUGGAGGCAAUACAUGAGAACCUGUUAUAUCUCAAGGCCAGGGAAGCAGAAAUGAGAGUAGUGAGUGAGAGAACAAAUGCUAGGGUUGCAUGGUUCAGUAUUAUGUCCCUUGGUGUUUGCAUCGUUGUCUCUGCUUUGCAGUUGUGGCAUCUGAAGAGGUUCUUCCAAAAGAAGAAACUUAUUUAGAUCAGCACCUGAUUUAUGUAUUCUACUGCGCAACAUUACUUUCGGAAAUGAGAGGGAUUGAGAAGAAAGUUGUCAAUUUUUAUGUUACAAGCUUUUCAUAUACAGAAUGGAAACAUCGUUUUGCAUCAUUUUUUUCUGAUACAUAUGUUAAGCAUCACUUUUAGUGGCGUGCUUUGAA
Phoenix dactylifera (date palm) is the source of this 1064-nucleotide messenger RNA. Its product is annotated as transmembrane emp24 domain-containing protein p24delta4-like. The record is from RefSeq and is a predicted model, not a curated record. NCBI's taxonomy places the organism in Eukaryota, Viridiplantae, Streptophyta, Magnoliopsida, Arecales, Arecaceae.